UAUAUGUACAAAGCUAUAAGAUGGAUCUGCUACUAGUGUUCUGCGUUCUACUCCUGAGUAUAGACAAGGGACAGUGCAACCACUUCAAAAAUAGUUGCGGUGAAACUAGUGAUAUUGGUAACAUUAGGCUGGUGGAACCAAGACACACUCUAAAUGAUGGCACUGUACAAAUCUGUAACCUGUUUAUACAUAACAACAAUGUGCCACAAAUUACUUGGUGUUACUUGAACAGUACAGAAAGUUGGAACACGACUGCUGCUAGAGUAGCAUGCAGGCAACUGGGACUACCACAUUCAGCUCCUACAGUAACCAUGAUUACACUACAGCCAGUGGUACAGGAGAAUAUAGUUAUUGGACCAGUGACUUGUAGCGGGACAGAAGUCAACGAAGUAAUUGCUUUUACCGGGACAUUACCAGUCAUGAGUACUAGUGGGACAUUAGGAGCACUCAUUGGUCUAUUGGCAGCUGCUCUAGUGGUGGUUGUCACUGGAUGGAUUGUGUCGUGUGUUUACUUACAGAGGAAAAUAAACAGGCAAGGCAGUGACCACACCCACAGUACACCACCCUCUAUCAACAAUCCAGUCCUUCAACACAAUCCAGCAUACACCCACACAACAGCUGCCUCUACGAGUGACCCCACUCUCCAACGUAAUCCAGUAUAUGAUUGGUCGACCACUGCUCCACACACCACGAACAUGGAACCAUCCUACGAGGUGGUCAGUGGUGGUGAGGGGGUGGGGCAUAGCUAUGAUGUCAUCAGUCCAACAGGUGCUCGUAAUACAAGCAAUGAAAGAGGAUCACAUGACUAAGCUUCAGUAAAUUCAGACAGUGUAUUGGACCACACUAGCUAAUAAGUGAUGUAAUUAUAGCCCACAGCUUAUACAUGAAAAUAUAAUUAU
Messenger RNA from Halichondria panicea, 899 nucleotides. RefSeq lists its product as uncharacterized. The transcript is spliced from 5 exons. Gene Ontology annotation, cellular component: membrane. NCBI's taxonomy places the organism in Eukaryota, Metazoa, Porifera, Demospongiae, Suberitida, Halichondriidae. Bases 21 to 809 code for a protein of 262 amino acids. The record is from RefSeq and is a predicted model, not a curated record.